AUGAAUUGUCCUUCUCGCACUGAAGAACCCGAGGGCGAUGGCUUUAAUCAGAAUCCUAGCUCGCUGGCUGCGGACCUUACCACCAGACAAGAUCUAAAUGGCAUUGCUAAUACGAGGAUUUUACGGAGGACUUCAAGCAGCGAGAUGCAACAAAUGGAGGAGCAUGAACCAUGUAGACAGGCAGAACGUGAUAAAAAUAAUCAUUCGUCCAAGGAGGGGGGUGAGGGGGCGUUGGCGAGCCGUGAUGGAAGCGGCUGUGGGAGGGGUGGCCUUGGAGGUGGUAAAGGCACCGUCCGACAGAGAUCCAAGGAUUUCUCAGUUGACCUCUUUACGAGGGCUCGAAAGUUCGCAACGACUUUCGGGAAGUUUAUUGGCCCAGGAUUUAUGAUCGCCGUGGCAUACAUUGACCCUGGCAAUUACUCAACAGAUGUUGCUGCCGGUUCCACAUACAGGUUCAAACUCCUGUUUGUUGUUCUGAUGUCAAAUAUUUUUGCCAUUUUCUUACAGAGCCUGUGCAUCAAACUGGGUAGCGUGAGUGGACUUAAUCUCGCGGAGGCUUGUAAAGAGUUUCUCCCAAGAUGGCUGAACAUUUUUCUAUAUGUCAUGGCCGAAGCAGCGAUUAUUGCAACUGAUAUCGCUGAAGUUAUCGGAACAGCCAUUGCAAUCAAUCUUUUGAUUCCCCAGAUACCAUUAGUUGCAGGAUGCGCGUUGUCGAUCGUCGAUGUGCUCCUCAUUUUACUUUUCUAUACGCCGAAUGGGUCUAUGAAAGGACUCCGUGCUUUUGAAAUAUUUGUUAUGUUCCUUGUAUUGGGUGUUGUAAUAUGCUUCUGCAUUCAACUGAGCCUGAUUAAAGAUACCUCUGUGGGUGAGGUUUUCAGGGGAUACAUUCCCUCAUCUGCCAUUGUACAGUCUCAAGGCCUCUACCAAGCAUGUGGUAUCCUUGGCGCCACAGUCAUGCCUCAUAGUCUUUACCUAGGAAGCGGAAUCGUCCAGCCUCGACUUCUGGAAUACGAUGUCAAGAAUGGCUUUGCAACUCCGCCGAACCGUGCUGAAAGCUCCAAAAAACAGCCAUAUUUCCCAUCAGUAGCUGCCAUCAACUUUUGCCUCAAAUACUCGAUCGCUGAAUUGGCAAUCGCCCUCUUCACAUUCGCCCUUUUCGUCAACAGUGCCAUUCUGAUCACGGCCGGGGCUUCUCUCCAAGGGUCCGAGGCUGCCGAUGCCGAUCUGUUUGGUAUAUAUCACCUACUCUCGUCAAGCAUUGCUCCCGCUGCAGGAACCAUUUUCGCCCUCGCCCUUCUUCUGUCUGGCAUAAGUGCUGGCAUCGUCUGCACUAUUGCAGGUCAAAUGGUUUCAGAAGGUGCAAUUAACUGGACGAUUGCACCGUGGCUCCGACGUCUCCUCACGAGAAGCAUCAGUAUCACGCCCAGCAUUAUCAUCGCUGGUGCCGUAGGUAGAGACGGUCUCUCUGCUGCAUUGAACGGGUCCCAGGUUGCUCUCAGUGUUGUUCUCCCAUUUGUCUCUGCUCCUUUGAUUUAUUUCACCUGCCGAAAUAAGUAUAUGACUGUUCGAGCCCAUCGUCCUGGAACGAGUACAGCGGUGGACGGGGAUGAGGAAGAAGUUCUAGACGGGAGGUUUGGUGGUGUGAUGGAGGCACCUGGUCAAGAGCCUGUCAAGAUGAGAAACAAUUGGAUUAUUGCUACCUUGGGCGUUCUCAUUUGGCUGAUCAUAACUAUCAUGAAUGUUGCCAACCUGGUGUUGCUGGGAAAAGGAGAGACAUAG
Molecule: messenger RNA, 1779 nt
Organism: Lachnellula hyalina
Lineage: Eukaryota; Fungi; Ascomycota; Leotiomycetes; Helotiales; Lachnaceae
Product: Manganese transporter
Exons: 4
Coding region: 1-1779 (592 amino acids)
Biological process (GO): iron ion transport; intracellular manganese ion homeostasis
Cellular component (GO): membrane
Molecular function (GO): manganese ion transmembrane transporter activity; cadmium ion transmembrane transporter activity
Source: RefSeq, a predicted model, not a curated record